AUGCGUAUGGUUCCAUCAUGCCAAAAGCGUGCCGGAUCUAACACCGUGAACAGCAGAGAGCAAAAGGACGGUCAUCAAAACCAGUUCAGCAUUGACAUGUAUAACUUCGAGCAGAAUGCCCUCAACACAUCGAUUAAAAAUGAAUAUGCCCAGCCUAGGAGACCUCUUGAAUCUAAACCUAUCUCCAUCCCGGGCAGCAUGCCGCAACCGCAAAACGCCGUCAAGCCUGAAAGCAAUGAGGAAAACUACGUAAGCGGUUGCGGCACCAAGUCGAUCCCUAUCCCAAAGAGGAAGAAAAAGGGGACGGAUCAGCAGCGUUGA
This is a messenger RNA of Cordyceps fumosorosea ARSEF 2679, 321 nucleotides long. RefSeq lists its product as hypothetical. The record is from RefSeq and is a predicted model, not a curated record. NCBI's taxonomy places the organism in Eukaryota, Fungi, Ascomycota, Sordariomycetes, Hypocreales, Cordycipitaceae. The coding region runs from base 1 to 321 and encodes 106 amino acids. The transcript is spliced from 2 exons.